UGUAAUACAACGCUGCUUUACUUUUCUAAUCCGUUCUUACUCUGUGUGUAUUCUCAGAUGUCAUUUAAAGAGCUGGUGAAAGUGUUAGGGCUGGGAGCCGUAGCUUUCGUUCUGGGUGUGGAGUGGUUAGACUGGCUGACGCGGCGUCUGAGAGUCUCUCGCGGGCCCCUGAAAGAAGUUCUGUUCUUUCCUUCACCCCAUGUCUGUGUCGAGCACCUGUUCACACGCCAUAGACGUUUCCCCUGCGCAUGUCCCCUCCCGCAUGGCAUUGAGACGUCCUUCUCCAGGCUCCUCGAGCAUCUCCUGUCCGCACGUAGGUCACUGGACCUGUGUGUGUUCUCCUUCUCUCACAUGGAGCUGAGUAGAGGGAUUCUCCUCCUGCACAAACAGGGAGUCAUUGUACGAGUCGUUACGGACAGAGACUACAUGACCAUCACUGGAUCUCAGAUCGGCACCCUUCGUAAGGCAGGCAUCUGUGUGAGGCACGAGAUGAGCGCAGCUGUUCAUAUGCAUCAUAAGUUUGCAUUAGUGGAUGGCAAGAAAUUGAUCACUGGCUCCCUCAACUGGACCCUAACCGCAGUCCAGAGCAACAAAGAAAACGUCAUGAUUACAGAGGAGCCGGCGCUUGUACAGCCCUAUCAGCAGGAGUUUCUGAGGCUGUGGGAGGCCAACGAUCCGACCAAUCACAAACCUCAAACCAAGUUGAAACCUAGUUUUGUGAUUUCUGACUGACUGACUUGUUUUAUGAUUUUUUUUAUUUUUUUUUAAAUAGCAAUUUUCAUAUUUGGUUCAAUAUGAUUA
Rhinichthys klamathensis goyatoka is the source of this 801-nucleotide messenger RNA. RefSeq names its product phospholipase D family, member 6 (gene pld6). Gene Ontology annotation, cellular component: mitochondrion. Gene Ontology annotation, biological process: piRNA processing. The record is from RefSeq and is a predicted model, not a curated record. Gene Ontology annotation, molecular function: RNA endonuclease activity producing 5'-phosphomonoesters, hydrolytic mechanism. The annotation marks the transcript as partial. Lineage: Eukaryota; Metazoa; Chordata; Actinopteri; Cypriniformes; Leuciscidae. The transcript is spliced from 3 exons.